UGUGCCAAAUCCAACGGUCUCAAGUGGCUGUAAGAGCUUUUCGACUUGUAGCCUAUGGGCUCGCUGCGAAGUAAGGAAUCCAUUACCAUAGCCAACCACGAGAUAGAGAAUAGAAUUUGGAGAAGGAAAAACGAAGAGAAAAUGCCUAGGUUCGAUCCGUGGCCGGUGUUCUUCAAGCGAGAGUGGAAUCGGAACUGGCCUUUUCUGGUGGGGUUCGCCACCACGGGAACCAUCAUCACUAAGUUCUCUCUCGGUCUCUCGGAGGAAGACGCGAAGAACUCUGCCUUCGUUCAGAGGCACAAGAGGUGAUUUCUGAAUGCCAGGAGAUGUUCUGGGAUACUCGACUUUAUUUUCUCGUCAGCUGUUGUUUUGACAUGAAUAAUAUUGACGACUUCUGUUGAUUGGUCGCGUGCCUUUGUACACUUUUGAACUGACUAUUUUUUAAAAUCAAAAUGAAAAUGUUUGAAUGGCUUAA
This is a messenger RNA of Juglans microcarpa x Juglans regia, 475 nucleotides long. RefSeq lists its product as uncharacterized. The transcript is spliced from 3 exons. The record is from RefSeq and is a predicted model, not a curated record. Lineage: Eukaryota; Viridiplantae; Streptophyta; Magnoliopsida; Fagales; Juglandaceae. Bases 55 to 309 code for a protein of 84 amino acids.